CUCAGCAGCAGCUGUCUCUACGGUUCUAUCAAUUCCCGCAACACUCUCUUCCACCUUGUUCAUCUGCAGAGGCUUGACCUCUCAGAUAAUCACUUCAAUUUCUCUCAAAUACCAUCAAGAUUUGGUCAUGAUCUUUCGAGUCUAACGUAUCUCAACCUUUCAAAUUCCUUUUUCUCUGGCCAAAUUCCAUCAGAAAUUUCAAAGCUAUCGAAGCUGUCUACCCUUGAUUUGUCUGCCAAUUAUCUGAAACUGACCAAGGCCAACAUGAGAAGGCUGGUUCAGAACUUGACCACCAUAAAACAACUUCAUCUUAGUUGGGUAGAGAUGUACUCCACUGUGCCUGAUAUCUUGGUCAAUGCAUCUUCUCUCACAUCUCUCCAACUUCGCGGUUGUGGUUUGAAUGGGGAAUUCCCAAUUGGCAUUUUCCACCUACCAAACUUAGAGGUUCUGGAUGUGUAUGGUAACUCAAACCUUACCGGUUAUUUUCCUAACUUUAACAGGAGCAAUGCCCUCAAGGAUUUGAAUGUUGCCCACACGAAUUUCUCUGGCCAACUGCCUACCUCCCUUGGAAACCUUCAUUCCUUGAAUGUGUUUGUCAUCAUGUCGUGUAAUUUUCAUCCCAAUGUUCCAUCUUCAAUCGGAAACCUUUCCCAACUCAGUCACCUUUCCAUGUCUUCAUUUCAUGACUUUUCCAAAGGCAAGCUAUCUGUUUCUUUUUCUUGGGUUGGAAAACUAACCAAAUUAACUACUCUAUACCUCACGGGUAACAAUUUGAGCGAAGCAAUUCCUAGGUCACUCUUCCAGCUCAAAAAUCUUGAAUUUCUUGACCUUUCCUCUAAUAGCUUGAGUGGACAAGUUGAGUUUGAUCAGUUUUCCCAGCUCAAAAAGUUAAAGGACCUUCGAUUAUCAUACAACAAGUUAUCUCUGCAGAUCAUAACCAAUUUGAGUGCUACUAUUCCACAGCUUGAACUUCUACGGUUGUCUUCAUGCAACUUAACAGAGUUUCCAGAAUUUUUAAAAUAUCAAUCCAAAUUGCAAGAGUUACAUCUUAGCAACAACAACAUUCAAGGGCGAAUACCAAAAUGGGUGUGGAAUGCAACUAGAGAAACUUUGUUGACUCUCGGCCUCUAUUCCAACUUCUUAACAGGAUUUGACCAAAAUCCAAUCAAUCUUCCAUGGCAGAAUCUAUAUUCUUUAGAUCUCCGGACCAAUAUGUUACAAGGAUCACUGCCAAUUCCACCACAAUCAAUCAGAAACUAUAUGGUCGGCAGCAAUAAUUACAGUGGAGAAAUUUCGCCCUCGUUCUGCAACUUGAAUAAUUUGCUGAUUCUUGAUUUGUCCAACAACAGCCUGAGUGGCAUGCUUCCACAAUGUUUGGGGAACUCCAGUGCUCUUGGGAUAUUGAAGCUGACGAACAAUUCUUUUCAUGGCGGUAUUCCACAAAUGUGUCCAGAUGACAAUAGUUUGAAAAUGGUUGAUUUAAGUUACAAUCAGUUACAGGGGAAGAUACCAAGAUCAAUGGCCAAUUGCACUCAAUUAGAGUUUCUUAAUCUUGAAAACAAUCAGAUAAGCGACAUCUUCCCAUCUUGGUUCGGAGCACUUCCAGCAUUAAGGGCUCUCAUUUUGAGGUCCAAUCGAUUUCAUGGCAUGAUUAGGAAGUCUGCAACUAACCAAGACUUCCCAAAGUUGUGCAUCAUUGAUUUAUAUAACAACGGUUUUUCAGGUAUGUUACCCUCUAACUACUUAGAGAACUGGAAUUCCAUGAAAUUUGUUGACGAGAACCAGCGACCUUAUUUUGAAGUCUUUCCGAAGUUAGACAGCUCAGUUAAAUAUGGCUAUAUUUAUGAAUACUCGAUCACAAUUUUUGCAAAAGGUGUUGAGUUGAAAUAUAUGAAGACCCCUUAUCUUCUAAGAUUGAUAGAUUUCUCAAGUAAUAGAUUUGAAGGAGAGAUUCCAGCAGGUGUCAUUGGGAAUCUAAGAGGCCUUAUUUUGCUUAACCUCUCCAACAACGCUCUCACUGGUCUCAUCCCAUCAUCUUUAUGGAACUUGACGGCUCUUGAAUCGUUGGAUCUCUCCCAAAACCAGCUCUCAGGAAGGAUCCCCGGUAAUUUGGCACAACUCAAUUUCCUUGAAUAUUUCAAUGUAUCCUAUAACCAUCUUUGGGGUCCUAUACCACUUGGCCAACAAUUUGGUACAUUCCUAGAAGAUUCAUACCAAGGAAACUCAGGUCUGUGUGGAAAGCCAUUGUCGAAGAAGUGUGAUAGCUCAAUAUCGCCGCCACCAUCAAUCUUUGAAGAAGAUGAAGAUUCCGGGUUUCAAAUUGCACUAGAUUGGUAUGUGGUUCUGCCAGGAGUUGUUAGUGGUCUAAUAGUUGGAGUGGUUGCUGGGAACUUUUGGAUAAGCAAGAAUCAUGAAUGGUUUUUAGAGAAAUUUAGCAGGAAGAGGCAGCCAAGAGGCACACGGGGGAGGAGAGGACACAGAAACUAAGUACUUUUAUCUUGCAGCUGCUGCUGUUGUUGUUUUGAAUUC
Prunus mume (Japanese apricot) is the source of this 2529-nucleotide messenger RNA. NCBI's taxonomy places the organism in Eukaryota, Viridiplantae, Streptophyta, Magnoliopsida, Rosales, Rosaceae. The record is from RefSeq and is a predicted model, not a curated record.